CGGGCGGCAGCAAGAUGGCGGCGUCCAUCACGCAGCAGCUGCAGGAGUUGCUCAACCCACUGCCGGCGUUUACACACGUGGAGGACGAGGAGGAUGAAGCGACCAUUGCUAAAGUUAUCGACAGGUUCGACGAGGGAGACAACAGCCUGGCAUUUGACAGUAAACUGCGGAAACAAGCGUCAGCUUUACUGUGUGACACAGAUGGGAGGUACGCUGGGAAGGCGACCUCUCGAAAGGCAAUGCAAGAAGAGGCCAGUGAGGAUUCCUUGUCUGACGACUCUGAUGAAGACAUGACAGAGAAUGAGGAAGGCAUCGAGAACGAAGAUGGCGAGGAAGUGAAUGACAAACAACCUGUGUGUGAAGAAAUGAAUGGAAGCAGUUUUAACUUUGAAGUGAUCAAAGACUAUGAGAAAUUUGCUAAAGGCAUGGAUGACUUGGGAGACAGUGACAGCGAUGAUGAUGAUGAUGAGGAGGAUGAACAUGAAGAUGUGGAGAAGGACAAUGCCUCGAUGGUGACUUUCUCCAAGGUUAAAGUCGCCGAAGAAGUGGAGAAGGGAAAGUCAGUCAGAAACCAAAUAGCUCUGUGGGAUCAACUACUCGAAGGAAGAAUCCUCCUGCAGAAAGCUCUUGUGACGGCCAAUACUCUUCCCCAGUCGGACUCCAUGGCUUCUUUCAAAAAGAAAGGCGGACCAGAAUUUGCAACUGCUUUGAAGGACAGCUGCAAGGCGUUGAAGGCACUGCUGAGGUCGCUGGUUACGCUACAGGAUGAGCUGCUUUACCGGCAACCAGACACACGACAUUUUGUCAGCGGCAGGGAGCCAGAGCCAGAUAGUGAUGAAAUUCCCAGCGAUGAUGAAAGGGAGAGAAUCCAAGAGAGAAAACGGCCACUGAAAAGGAAGCUGGAAAUGAAUGAAUACCCAGAGUUCAUGGCCAAGCGCUUUGCUGACUUCAAAACCUAUCGGAACAGCACACUGCAGAAAUGGCAUGAGAAGACCAAACUAGCCUCAGGAAAAAUGGGCAAGGGUUUCAGUGCUUUUGAGCGUCCAAUCUUGACUCAGAUCGAGCAGAUUAUGAUGGAUAAAGAGAGGCUGCUAAUACGGACGCAGACCAAACGAUCCUUGUACAGCAUCCUCGGCAAGGUGGAAAAGGAUUCCCAGACGAUUCCAGAGACCGUGCCUGGAGAGAGGGAGAUUGUGCCACAAGGAAAGUCAAACGCACAUCUGAAAGACAUAGAUGAAGAGAUUUUUGAUGACGAUGACUUCUACCAUCAGCUCCUCAGAGAACUAAUUGAACGAAAGACCAGUACUGUUGAUCCAAAUGAUCAGGUUGCUAUGGGCCGACAGUGGCUUGCCAUUCAAAAACUACGGAGUAAGAUUAAGAGAAGAGUUGAUACCAGAGCAAGCAAGGGCAGAAAAAUAAGAUUCCAUGUUCACAACAAAUUAGUGAGUUUCAUGGCACCGAUUGACCAGGCUACAAUGAACGAUGAUGCGAGGUCCGAACUGUACAGAUCGCUGUUUGGAAAUGUCAAAGAGGCUGAGAAAGAGCGAUGAUCAUCUCUGCUGGAUCCUCGGAUGCUGGUUUUCAUCAUGUCACCAUGUGGACUGUUGAUUAUUGUGGGACUGUCUGCAAAACCAGAGUCAUGCAGAACUUCCCCACUCAAAUUGUUUUAUGGUUUAUAAAGACUUUUAUAAGUGGCACAAACUUUGCAAAAUAACUCAUGCAAUUCCACCUAUUCUGGUUCCCACAUAAGGGAAAUUGGGAGUGUGGCCCUUUGAAAAGAUUUGUCCACCCAGUUUUAAUAAUAAUAAUAAUAAUAAUAUAUUUUAUUGUCAUUGCACAUAAGAGCAACGAGAUUUGGUAUGCAGCUUCCACCCGAUGUCAUAACAUAAAUAUCUAAUCAAAUUUUGAUUUAGAUACCCCAAGAACAUGGUAUUCUGUAUCAUAAGAAGUCCCCUUACUCAGAUCACUUAAUAGUCAUGUAGCAGGGAAACGGGCCCUUCAGCCCGACUCGCCCAUGCUGACCAACAUGCCCCAUCUACACUUGGCCCAUAACCCCCUAAACAAUUCCUCGCCAUGAACCUGUCCGAAUGCCUCCUGAAUGUUAUGAUGGUCCCCGCCUCAACGGCCUCCUGCAGCAGCUCGUUCCAUACACAUGCUUUGUGUAAAAUAAAAAGUUACCCCUCAGGUUCCCAAUAAAUCUUGCCCCCAUAUGGUUCUUGAGGCUCUUAAAUCUCUCUUAUCCAGAAAUGGAAGUCAAACAGCACACAUAGCAAAGUACGCCACGGAUGUAUUUGGGUCGAUGUUCUGAAGAUGUUUAUUCAUUCAUUUAGUUUACAAUGUGAAAUAUUUUCAGUUGCCUGAAAGUUGCUUUUCAAGUGUAAGAUGAUCACCAAGAGAACAGAUGAAAUGAUUGCUACUUUUUAAUUAUGUUUUUAAAAAACGGGAACUGA
Leucoraja erinaceus (little skate) is the source of this 2450-nucleotide messenger RNA. RefSeq names its product apoptosis antagonizing transcription factor (gene aatf). Gene Ontology annotation, cellular component: nucleolus; nucleus. Bases 15 to 1550 code for a protein of 511 amino acids. The transcript has 12 exons. Gene Ontology annotation, biological process: regulation of transcription by RNA polymerase II. The record is from RefSeq and is a predicted model, not a curated record. NCBI's taxonomy places the organism in Eukaryota, Metazoa, Chordata, Chondrichthyes, Rajiformes, Rajidae.